This is a messenger RNA of Pollicipes pollicipes, 1332 nucleotides long. RefSeq lists its product as uncharacterized. The coding region runs from base 802 to 1332 and encodes 176 amino acids. The record is from RefSeq and is a predicted model, not a curated record. The transcript has 5 exons. NCBI's taxonomy places the organism in Eukaryota, Metazoa, Arthropoda, Thecostraca, Pollicipedomorpha, Pollicipedidae.
GCGGCCGACCCGACAACGCAGCCCCUGGUCUGCCGUGUGCCGGUCCGUGCCGGGCUGAGCUGGGCGGAGGCCGAACUGGUCUGGCUGGUGCUGGGGCUGAGCUGGGCGGUGAUGCGAGUGAACUUUGGCUAGUGGACCUGAACUGCUUUGAACUGAGCUGCGCUGCGCCGAGUGGGGUCGAGCUGUUUGGAGCGGAGCUGGGACAUUGCGCUUGGGGCUGAACUGUAUCGAAUGGAGCUGAACUGUUCCGAGGACGCUGAGCUGGCGUGAGACGAACGAGCGAGCUGACGACAGCAGUCAGCUGCGAGCCAGUACCAGCAGCACCGCGGCUCGGGUAGCCGCGCCACCGAGCUACGUGGACUGCGCUGAGCCACGGGAGCAAAGCUGGGCUGAACUGAGCGAGCUGAGCUGCGCUGAGCUGAGCUGAGCUAAACUGAGCUGAGCUAAGCCGAGCUACACCACCCCGUGAUCGCGUGUUGGGGGCGAGUGCGGGGAUCGGCGCCCUGACCGCAGCAGACCUCUGCCGCAGGGGAUGACCGGUCCAACCUGCUAGAGCCGAGCAGGCCAGCCGUUCGGGUCGACCCAGCGGCAGGCGAGGAGCCGUGUACGGAGGUCCGUGCGUCUCUCCGUCAGCGCGGAGCUCUAGCGCUGCUGUCCCGGCACGCUUGAGCCCACCGCCUGCUCCCGGUGCCAGCAGGCGGUGCAUCGCCGCUGCCUCCGCGCCCGGGGCCCGGCUGGAGGUCGGCACAGGUCCGCCGCGUCCGGCGGACCGCGGCGCUCGGUGCGCUCCGAGAAGUCGCCAUGCUGCUGCGAGUGAUGCUGCUGUUGCUGGCCGCCGCGCCGUGGUCCUUGGCUGACCUGGACACGACAAGCCAGCUGACUCACGUGUCAGCUGCUGAGGGCAAGACAGCUGAGCUGCCGUGUGACGUCACGCCGCCGGUGGCUGGGGACGAGCUGCGAUUGGUGCUCUGGUAUUACGGCACCGGCGGCACGCCGAUAUACACGUAUGACUCUCGCAAGAGCAGCCGGAUUAGCGGCGCGCACUGGGUGGACCCCAAGCUGGACAGCAGCCGGGUGCAGUUCCACGCGGACUCCCGGCCGGCCCACCUGCGGGUCACGGCCGUGCAGCGCGAGGACCAGCGCCUGUACCGCUGCAGGGUCGACUUCCUCCACUCGCCCACCAGAAACUCGCGCGUCAACCUCACCGUCAUCGUGCCUCCGGGGCCUCCGGUGGUGACGGACGAGACGGGACGGGUGAUCGGCAGGGGGUGCCAGCUCUCGACACCGCUGAGGGCCAGAUGCUUCAGCUCACCUGUCGCUCCCUGGAGGUGA